UCAUAUAAUUCGUUCAAAGAUGGCAGCUUCUAUGGAUGACAUGAAAAAACUGAUGAAGAAAAGGGAUGAAAUCGAAUCAGAGAUAAGAGCUCUUCAUGAAGUUUUAGAUUCGCAAAAGGGGAUUGGAAUGAAUGAGCCACUAGUAGACCUGGAGGGUUACCCUAGAGCAGACAUCGAUGUGUACACAGUGAGACAUGCCAGACAUACACUGAUAUGUCUACAAAAUGACCAUAAGGCUCUGAUGAAAGAAAUUGAGGAGGAACUUUAUAAAAUCCAUGCAGAAGCUCGUCAGAAGAAGGGAGCGGGUUCAUCGGAGGAAACUACCACCCCUGAGGAGGAAACUCGGGCGAGGUUAUCUCCCUUCUUGAUACUGGACAAGGUGGAUGAAGACUCUCCAGCUCACACAUGUGGGGUGUGUGUAAAUGAUAAAGUACUGAAGUUUGGUUCCGUCUCAUCUCACAAUUUCCAGAACCUACAAAAUAUCGCAACAGUGGUUCAACACAGCAAAGACAAACCACUAUCUCUGAGGAUUUUAAGAGGUGACAAAGAAUUCAAUCUGUCUCUCACACCAAGAACGUGGAGUGGCCGGGGACUUUUAGGUUGCAGUUUGCUUCCUAUCAAGAAGACAUAAUUUUUAUCUGUUUUUUUUUUUUUACAUUUAUUUUGUGACUUACAAAUGUAUUAUAUAAAACAAUGCAAAAUAUG
This is a messenger RNA of Ostrea edulis (European flat oyster), 705 nucleotides long. RefSeq names its product 26S proteasome non-ATPase regulatory subunit 9-like. The coding region runs from base 20 to 631 and encodes 203 amino acids. The transcript is spliced from 6 exons. The record is from RefSeq and is a predicted model, not a curated record. Lineage: Eukaryota; Metazoa; Mollusca; Bivalvia; Ostreida; Ostreidae. Gene Ontology annotation, biological process: proteasome regulatory particle assembly. Gene Ontology annotation, cellular component: nucleus; cytoplasm. Gene Ontology annotation, molecular function: protein binding.